Arabidopsis lyrata subsp. lyrata is the source of this 3095-nucleotide messenger RNA. RefSeq names its product CSC1-like protein At1g62320. Bases 571 to 2907 code for a protein of 778 amino acids. The transcript has 12 exons. Lineage: Eukaryota; Viridiplantae; Streptophyta; Magnoliopsida; Brassicales; Brassicaceae. Gene Ontology annotation, molecular function: calcium-activated cation channel activity. Gene Ontology annotation, cellular component: plasma membrane. The record is from RefSeq and is a predicted model, not a curated record.
AUAAGCAUGUAUAUAUCUAAAAACAAAGAAGGCAGAAUGUGUAAUAAUAAUAAAAACUUAGAGAGCUGGUUUAAGUUUAAUUUAGGAAUAAACCCAAUUGAGACAUUUUUAUGAAUUUUUUUCAACUUUGAAUAAUAGUCUAUGAGUUAGACGGCCGACCAACAACAACAACUUUUUCAUCUUCUUCUUCUUCUAUUUCUCUGUGUAUUUUCAGCGUUUUGUAUCAACAAAAACGGCAUGAAGUUUUUUUUUCUUCUCUUCCCCAUUUAAGUGCUGUUAACAGAACCGAUCUCUCUGUUUCUUUACUCUGUUUCUGUUUUCAGAGGAAGGAGAAGGGAAAGCAAAAAACUUUGGCAAUGCUUUUUCUUGAAGAACCUUUGAUGAUUGAAGAAUCUUCUAUACAAUCUACACACGUCCUCACUUUACCAAUUUGAUUUCUUGGUUCGUCUCAUAUUUUUUUUUCUUCAAUCUGAUCGCAAGAACAUUGGAAAAAAAAAAGAGUCAACGAGAGGGCCAAAAUUUUCUAGGUGAAGAGAGAAUUUGUGAGGGUUUUAUACAUAGUUUGAGGAAAUGGCGACAUUAGCAGAUAUUGGAGUAGCAGCAGCAAUUAAUAUUCUAAGUGCUUUGAUAUUUCUAUUGCUAUUUGCAAUCUUGAGGAUCCAACCAUUCAAUGAUAGGGUUUAUUUCCCUAAAUGGUACCUAAAAGGUGUUAGAAGCAGCCCGGUGAAUUCGGGUGCUUUCGUGAGCAAGAUUAUGAAUUUGGACUUUCGAUCAUACGUUCGGUUUUUAAAUUGGAUGCCCGCCGCUUUGAAGAUGCCAGAGCCUGAACUUAUUGAUCAUGCUGGUUUGGAUUCUGCUGUUUACUUGAGGAUUUACUUGAUAGGGCUUAAGAUCUUUGUCCCGAUCGCAUUACUUUCAUGGUCGAUACUAGUACCUGUCAAUUGGACCAGUGAUGGAUUGCAGCUAGCAAAACUUCGUAAUGUGACAUCAAGUAAUAUCGAUAAGCUUUCGAUUUCAAAUGUCGAACGUGGAUCAGACAGGUUUUGGGCACAUCUUGUGAUGGCUUAUGCAUUCACAUUUUGGACUUGCUAUGUUCUAAUGAAGGAAUAUGAGAAAAUUGCUGCAAUGCGGUUAUCUUUUCUCCAAUCCGAGAAGCGACGCGCUGAUCAAUUCACUGUUCUGGUUAGGAACGUACCACCGGACUCAGACGAGUCAAUUAGGGAAAACGUGCAGCAUUUCUUUCUUGUUAACCACCCGGACCAUUAUCUUACACAUCAGGUGGUGUACAAUGCAAAUGAAUUGGCUAAACUGGUAGAAGAGAAGAAGAAAAUGCAGAAUUGGUUAGAUUACUACCAAUUGAAGUAUACAAGAAACAAGGAACAAAGGCCACGGGUAAAGUUGGGAUUUCUCGGGCUAUGGGGAAAGAAAGUAGAUGCAAUGGAUCAUUAUACAGCUGAGAUCGAGAAACUAAGCGAGCAAAUAAUGGAAGAAAGGAAGAGAAUAAAGAAAGAUGACAAAAGUGUAAUGCCAGCAGCUUUCGUGUCUUUUAAAACGCGUUGGGGCGCUGCGGUCUGCGCACAGACACAACAGACGAAGAAUCCAACUGAAUGGUUAACGGAAUGGGCUCCCGAGGCAAGAGAAAUGUACUGGGAAAAUCUCGCAAUGCCUUACGUAUCUCUCACUGUAAGGAGAUUUGUAAUGCACAUUGCCUUCUUCUUCCUCACAUUCUUUUUCAUCAUCCCAAUCGCGUUUGUGCAAUCCUUAGCGAGUAUUGAAGGUAUCCAGAAAUCCGCUCCGUUCCUCAGUCCCAUUGUCGAAAAGAAGUUUAUGAAAUCAUUGAUCCAAGGUUUUCUUCCCGGUAUUGUUUUGAAGCUCUUUUUGAUAUUUCUACCAACAAUUUUGAUGAUCAUGUCGAAAUUCGAAGGGUUUAUUUCAAUAUCAUCGUUAGAGAGAAGAGCGGCUUUUCGAUACUAUAUUUUCAACCUUGUGAAUGUUUUCCUCGGUAGCAUUAUCACUGGAUCUGCAUUUGAACAGCUCGAUUCUUUUCUUAAACAAUCCGCAAACGACAUUCCGCGGACAGUUGGAGUAGCGAUACCGAUAAAAGCAACCUUCUUUAUAACAUAUAUAAUGGUAGACGGUUGGGCGGGUGUGGCCGGAGAGAUUUUUAGGCUGAAACCAUUAGUCAUUUUCCAUUUAAAGAACUUCUUCUUUGUGAAAACUGAAAAGGAUAGAGAAGAAGCUAUGGAUCCGGGACAGAUCGAUUUCUACGCUACAGAGCCUCGGAUUCAACUAUACUUCCUCCUUGGCCUUGUCUACGCUCCGGUCACGCCUGUUCUACUUCCUUUCAUCAUCUUCUUCUUCGGUUUCGCCUACCUCGUCUUCCGUCAUCAGAUCAUAAAUGUGUACGAUCAGAAGUAUGAGAGCGCGGCUGCAUUCUGGCCUGACGUUCAUGGACGUAUAAUAUCGGCAUUGAUCAUCUCACAAAUUCUUUUGUUAGGAUUAAUGAGCACGAAAGGAAAAGUUCAGUCCACGCCUUUCCUCCUCGUUCUAGCGAUUGUCACCUUCGGUUUUCAUCGGUUUUGCAAAGGCCGGUACGAGUCCGCAUUCGUCAUUAACCCUUUGCAGGAAGCUAUGAUUAAGGAUACAUUGGAAAGAGCAAAAGAACCAAACUUAAAUCUUAAAGGGUUUCUUCAAAAUGCAUAUAUUCAUCCGGUUUUCAAAGACGAAGAAGAUGAAGAUGAAGAGGGACUAAUCGAGGAUUCAGAUGAUGAAGAUUGUGUAGUUGUACCAACCACACGUCAAAGAUCCCGGAGAACCACUGUGGCGAGCAGCAAUGCGAGCCGUGGCUCGUCACAAUCACCGCCUUUUAAUCAACUUGAUACGGGUAAGGGAAAACCGGAGCCUUGAUGGUCCAUGAGUAAAUAAGUGAAAUGGUUUUUUUUUUUUUGUUACGUGUUGUGAAAGGUUUUGUAUAUUUGUAUGAUUGAUUAUCAUUGUUUUGUUUGAGCUUGUUGUAAAAAAAGAGGUGAUUAAAUGCAAAUUUCAUAUUGCUUCGUUUUUUUGUUACAUCGGUUUUGUAAUUGUUGUUUCUGGAA